CUAUAUUUUACAGAAUAUUCACAGUAAGGAAUGUAAUGGUGAAUGAAGCUCUGUGUUGAAUCGGAAUCAAAAUCGCAGAGAAAAACGGCAAUGACACCUGGGAGUGACGGAGAGUAACAAAAAGUCAAACCCCCCUCUUUUAUUCCCCUUAUUGGUCAAUCGCGUUGACCAAUGGGCAGCUGGUUGGAGGAAGCGAACUCACAGCCGGGGACACGUGCGCUCUGCGUAUACAUAGGAGGUGAGGAGGAAGAGCGUGCGUUCUGCGUUGGCCAAUCAGAAUGUGUGCUGCGUAUUUCGCUUUAUGCAAUGAACCCGAGAAUGUGCGAACAGAGGCGACCCCCGUGUGUUUUGUGAGAUUUUAGUGGGUACUAGUCGUGAUCUCCCAUCUUUUCAUAAAACAAUACCGCGCAGCCGAUUGCCGUUCUCACCUCUCUGUCUGUCGCCAUCCCACGCGCAUCCGUGCAUCUCCGCGUCUCUGGUGCUAUCAAGACCUCAAAAGACAGAAAACACCUCUACAAUCCAGCGAGAAGACUUACAGAAACUACACAAUUUUUCCUGACAAUUUUCACGUUGUUAAUAUUCUUUCUGGACUGAAACAGGGGUGAAAAACAAUGCUCUCCUUUGCUUGGAAAAAACCAUCAAUGAUUCGCGUCUGUAGUCCCAGCAGCCCCACCUAGUGUUGGAAUAUUGCAACUGCAUUCUUUUUGAGAUUUGUGUGAAAAUCGAUCAAUCUGCCAGCAUCUUGUUCCUUUAUUAUGAGUGAUGAUAAUUCCGACUCGGCCCCUGGCAGUGACAUGAGGGGUGGUAUGGGCGGGGCCGAGGAGUUGUCCGGGCAACAGGCUCCUUGCUCAGAGCUGAUUGGAGGACCCUCUCUGGAGGCCAAGUCCGCGGGGGCGUCUCCGGGGGCGACGGGGGCCCUCCGCUCCCCCAGGGACAGGCGGGCGCCCAACUCGGACGACACGGACGGCCUGUCGAGCGGCAACGACUCCGGGGAGAGGGAGAGCGAGGGCGGGGGGCGGCGGCAGUCCACGCGAAGCUCCUCCCACAGCUCGUCCAGCCACAACGGCAAGGACUCGGCCAUGAUCCUGGAGACCACUGAGAGCAACAAGAGGUGAGCGU
Molecule: messenger RNA, 1119 nt
Organism: Anguilla rostrata (American eel)
Lineage: Eukaryota; Metazoa; Chordata; Actinopteri; Anguilliformes; Anguillidae
Product: period circadian protein homolog 1-like
Exons: 2
Coding region: 756-1115 (119 amino acids)
Source: RefSeq, a predicted model, not a curated record